Messenger RNA from Danio rerio (zebrafish), 3108 nucleotides. NCBI's taxonomy places the organism in Eukaryota, Metazoa, Chordata, Actinopteri, Cypriniformes, Danionidae. The record is from RefSeq and is a predicted model, not a curated record.
CUCACUCACUCACUCACUCACUCACUCACUCACUCACUCUCUCACUCACUCUCUCUCCCCGUUUCUCUCUCUCCCUGUCUCUCUUACUCACUCACUCCACCCCAGAGAGCAGGUUAAAAGGACGUGUCCAACUCUCUUAAACUUAUUAUACAUGCACAAACUCUCUUUAUUUUGAGAUGUUACCCUUAAUAAAAUCGAUAUGGAACCUGAAGAAUGGGAUAGUUCUUUUCUUCACUCCUUUGAUUCUUCUCCCACUCCCGCUGGUCAUCAGCACAAGGGAGGCCAGCUGUGCCUAUGUAAUCAUCCUGAUGGCAGUAUACUGGUGUACAGAGGCUCUUCCUUUAGCUGUCACGUCACUGCUGCCUGCUGUCCUCUUCCCUAUGCUUGGCAUCAUGCAGUCCAAAAUGGUGUGUAUGCAGUACCUGAAGGACACCAACAUGCUGUUUGUGGGUGGACUAAUGGUAGCAGUGGCAGUCGAACACUGGAACCUACAUAAACGCAUUGCCCUGAGAGUCCUGCUUAUUGUUGGAGUUCGACCAGCACUCCUGAUGCUGGGCUUCAUGGGGGUAACAGCUUUUCUCUCCAUGUGGAUCAGUAACACGGCUACUACGGCCAUGAUGGUCCCCAUAGUGCAGGCUGUUCUGGAGCAGCUGAACAAACAGGAGACAGAGCCUUUACAGAUGACCUGCGGUGUGGAGCGGCCCCGAACCCCUGAGGCGGAGUACAAACACGCGGCCAAAGACAGAGACAGACAAGUUGUGCUGCGCAUGCUGGAUGUUUCUCCAGAGGUCAGACAAAAGGAGCUGGCAGAGAAGCGUCAUAUGGCUAAAGGCAUGACUCUCUGUGUUUGCUAUGCUGCCAGUGUUGGAGGAACCGCCACACUCACAGGAACUGGACCUAACCUAGUGCUGAAGGGUCAGAUGAACCAAUUGUUCCCUGAAAACGGUGAUGUUAUCAACUUUGCCUCAUGGUUUGGUUUCGCCUUCCCCAACAUGAUCAUCAUGCUGACGAUUGCUUGGCUCUACCUCCAGUUCAUUUUCAUGGGAUUCAACAUUAGGAAGACAUGGGGAUGUGGGGCGGUGAAGUCUGAGAAGGAAAUAGCUGCCUAUAAUGUGAUCCGCGAGCAGCAUCUUCAGCUGGGGCCCAUGUGUUUUGGGGAACUCAGUGUUCUGGCUCUGUUCAGUUUGCUUGUGGCACUGUGGUUUACUCGAGAUCCUGGAUUUGUGGCAGGCUGGGCAACACACACCUUUAACAUCGAAGCGGAAUAUGUGACAGAUGCUACAGUUGCAGUCUUUAUUGCUAUGCUGCUAUUUGUUCUGCCAUCAAAACCACCCCAGCUGUGCUUCAGUUCUUCCACUGGCUCUGAAACAGAAUCUCAGCGUUCUUCUGCACCAGGCACAGCCCUGCUCUCCUGGAAAGUAGCUCAAAAGAAAUUACCCUGGAACAUUGUUUUGCUGCUUGGUGGUGGAUUUGCUCUGGCCAAAGGGAGUGAGGAGUCGGGUCUAUCCAGAUGGUUGGGGAACCAGUUGACUCCACUUCAUAGUAUUCCUCCAUGGGCCGUUGUGAUCAUCUUGUGCCUCCUGAUUGCCAUUUUCACUGAGUGCACCAGCAAUGUGGCCACAGCAACCCUCUUCCUUCCUGUUCUUGCUUCUAUGUCUCAGUCUGUUGGGAUCAACCCUCUGUACAUCAUGGUGCCCUGCACACUCAGCGCAUCCUUUGCAUUCAUGUUACCUGUGGCGACUCCUCCAAACGCUAUAGUCUUUUCCUAUGGAUACCUCAAAGUUUCAGACAUGGCGAAAACUGGCAUAAUGAUGAACAUCAUAGGGAUUUUCUGCAUCACCUUAGCCAUCAACACUUGGGGAAAAGCCAUGUUCAACUUAGACUCUUUCCCUGCAUGGGCCAACCAAACAGUAAUAUGAUGGACAGUACGAGGCCAAAUGCAGCCCGGCAAGCUGCUUGUUUUAAACACUAAGUUCAGCACAUUGAACACAGAGAAACUGAUGUCUCAGAAGACUAUUUGGGGCACAUAACUAACUAACCAGCCACAUAUCUUCAUGUAAUUUCAAAAGAUUUGGGUCAAUAAUGUUUAGUGGAAAAACUAUUACAGUUUAAAACUACUCAUAUUUUAGUUUUGUGAUGUCAUAGCUGAAUUUUCAUCACGUCUUCAUCACGUGAUCCUUCAUAAAUCAAUCUGAUAUGCUGAUUUGCUGCUCAAGAUGAAAACAACAGCUUUUUUUUAGCCAUUUUACAUUGUUGUUCAGGAUUUUAUUUCAUUUUAUGAUGAACAAGGUUCAACUGAACAGCACUUAUUUGAAGAUUGAAUAUUAGAACAGACUUUUAUAAUAAUGUAAAAAGUAUCCUUGCUAAAUGAAAGCAUUAUUUAGAAAUAUGUGUGCAUGAACACAUUGUUAGCAGAUUUGUAUUUUUAUAUGAUGAAUAACUUUUUGUUAAAAAAAAAAGUUUACCUAACAAAUAUAGUGACUAUAAAAGAAAGCAGAGAAAGAAGAAGUGGAAUCAAUAAGUGAGCAGUUUAGAUGGUUGAAACGUUUAUAUAUUUCCAAAUAUAUCUUUCACAUAUUGUUCUGAUAAUAUCCUAAUAUCUCAGGACCAACUGAUUGAGAAAUCUUUUCCUCUGAAUUUCUCUGAAAAACGUUUGACUGCAUUAUAUCUCAGGGCAAAUAAAAGUCUGCAAUCCCCUACAUUUAAAUAAGCAAAUACCUCAUGGUUUAAACAAAUCAAUAUCAUAAGUAACAAAUGACAUGCUGAAACAUAUAAACAUUAUAUACAAAUUCAGCACAUUAUAAGCAACAAACUGCAAGAGGAAAAUUAUUUUACAAGAUCAAUGGUGAAGUGCAAUUUCAGAAAUAUUGUUUUUGCUGAUUUCCUUUCUUUCAUGGGUGUCUCCUGUUUUGAGCAGAAAGACAAUUAUAAUUCCUUUGUGUUUUUGCGAGUUAACAGUUCAUAAUUGUGCAGCUUUAAUUCUAUUUGUAAUGUUUGAAUCGAGUCCAUACACCAGUGUUCUCAAACUCAAUUUCUGGAGGGCCACAGCUUUGCAUAGUUUAGCUCCAACCCCCUCCAACUGACACCUGCUUAAGAGUCUCUAGUAGU